Molecule: messenger RNA, 2293 nt
Organism: Paramacrobiotus metropolitanus
Lineage: Eukaryota; Metazoa; Tardigrada; Eutardigrada; Parachela; Macrobiotidae
Product: transmembrane protease serine 9-like
Exons: 12
Coding region: 116-2122 (668 amino acids)
Biological process (GO): proteolysis
Molecular function (GO): serine-type endopeptidase activity
Source: RefSeq, a predicted model, not a curated record
AAUCUGUACAUAAAGCGUCUGGAUAAAGCCGGCAGUUGCGGUGUCGCCUUAAACGAUUGCUUUCUCCUAUUCAACAGUUACAUUUGCCAUUUCAGUGCAUGUACGUUAGCAAACCAUGGCGCGAACGUUUAGGAUAGUUUCCCUGUUAGGACUGUUGUGUCUGGUCGGUGCGAACGAUUACGCGGAUUACAGCUGGCAGCCGCAUAACACAUACGGCGUUAUCCCCAACCAGGCCACCGGACCACCCGCUACCGCGCCACCGGCACCGGUCAGCGCACCACCGUCACCUACGCAACCCAGUGCCACCGGCGCGCCCAUACCUAAAGAACCCGAAGAUUACGCGGUGAAACCCGGGGAGUUCCCGUUCAUGGUCAGUCUCCGCGGGGAUUACGGGCAUUUUUGCGGCGGGGUCCUCCUGACGCCCACGCAUGUCCUGACCGCCGCCCGCUGCUUCGCAAAAUUCGCGACUCAAUGGAACAACCAGCUAACCGCGACGACCGGUAUCAUUUACCAGCCGGAGGUCUCACCGGCCAACACGGUGGGCAUCCAGCGCGUCAUCUAUCACGCUGAUUUCAACGAGUACGACAAUAACAUCGCUAUUCUCAAACUGGCCAACUCCACCACCGGGACACUCCCAGGAUCCACGCGGUCGCUCGGAUGGGGCGGUCAGGCAGUAGUUGGGCAGGCGCUGACCGCUGUGGGGUGGGGCAUCACCGGGCCCCAGGACUACCCGAUGCCCAGUGUGCCGUACCAGCUGUACAAGACGCAGUUGCGUCUGGCCAAACCGGAGGAGUGCAGCAGCGCCGAGGGCUUCGGGCGCGGUAUCGGGAAGCUGUGCGCUGUCAGCCACAACCUCACCGUCUGCAAAAAUGAUGUCGGCGGCCCACUGGUUGACGUAAGCCAGCCCAAACCCAAGAUUGUCGGCUUAGUAAGCCACGCAAUUCGAGGAUGUCCGGUUCCCGGUCCCGUGGUGUUGACAGAGGUACGACACUUUGCGGAUUGGAUCAACGGCGCCGUGGAGGCCGCCGAUACUCCACAGAAACCUUUUGCACAGGGCAAAUGUCUGGGUGAUUGUGGACAAACCGCGGCGAAAAAGCAGACAUAUAUGAUCGACUUUUAUUAUGGCCGAUAUGCUGCCGAAAUGAUCAAGAACAGUGGACAUCGUCUGGUAAAUGAGAAGAUUAUUCCAGUCGACUAUCCGGGCAACAGCGACGCGGCAGCCGACAGCCGUAGUGUGGAUGCCUUUGCCGAGGAUCCCGAGGACACGGUCGCCAACAGUCAGUCGGAUUCUCUGGGUCAGGUUUCUGCGCGGAUAAUAAAUGGCGUCGAUGCUGAGGACGGUUUCAACUUUAUCGUCAGUAUACGCCACAACAGCAAUCACGUGUGCGGGGGUUCGCUGCUGCCGGAUCUCCGGUCGGUCAUCACAGCCGCGCACUGCGUCCACGAGCGAUAUGGCGAUCGCGUACCAGCACGGGACCUUACGGUCGCCGUGGGCAUCCGCCGCCGCACCAACGUGCCACGCUCCAACAUCAUCGCCGUGCGGCAGGCCGUGGUGCAACCCGAUUACCACCGGCAACGCAUUCGCAACGACAUCGCUAUCCUGCGCUUGAGUGGCGGCGCCGCCGGCAAGGACAACGUCUCCAGCGUGAAACUUCCGCCGGCCAAUCGGGAACCGGACGUCGAAACGGUCCUGCACACCGCCGGCUGGGGGCAGACGCGCGAAGGACCGUACGGGUUAGCGUCGGACCAGUUGCUGCAGACUAUGUUGAAAGUGGUGGAUCGCAGGGUGUGCCAGCGGGCGCUGAAUGCCGGCAAGAUCCCACCAAGUCAGAUCUGCACGGAGAACGCCGAAUCAGGCACUUGUAAUGGCGACAGCGGUGGACCCUUGGUGAACCGAAGAAGUGACGGGGAUUACUUGGUCGGAAUAACCAGCUACGGAGUCACAGGGUGUCGUCGGGGGACAGCGGACGCUUUCACCAAGGUCAGCUACUUUACGGAGUGGAUCCAGCGGCGUAGCGGAUGGCGAAACACCUACCGGAAGUACGGCCGCACCCCGGACCAAGCGACGCACAACCCUUCGUCGACGGACGACCCCAGCACCGGUGGAAGACGAUGUGGAUGAGGAAGAGGUGGUAGAGAACGAGGAAGAUGAGGAAAGUAGCGACUGCGAAUGCGGUGAACUGGAGGACUGUUACCGCAGCGGCGCGAGAGUGAUCUGCGAUCUGCCCAGUAGACUGGAGGAAUGUUACGCAGAGCGGCUGCCGUGUGAUACGCCGUACGGUGAACUGCCGUG